UGAAAUUUAAAACAAACUUGCCUUGUCUGUCAGGUUAGUGAAAAGGGAGCAAAUAGCUGUUACAUUUCAAAGUACCUCAAUGAAAACCUAACUAGUUUAAUUGCAUGCACGAUUGUAUUUUAAUUAAACUCAGGAUGUGUGUCCCCUGAGAAGGUAAAGUUAGCUGUAUGACCGAUUUGCUCCCAGUUAUGGAUGCGGGUGAAAAACAGCCCACUUCUUGUGCAGAUAGGAAGUUAUCCGAUAUCCUAAGGCCUGCCUCAAUCGAUGACUUUGUUGUUUUGAAGCCCAUCAGCCGUGGUGCCUUUGGAAAAGUUUACCUUGCACGGAAGAAAUGUAAUCCACGAUUAUAUGCAAUCAAGGUGGUGAAGAAAUCUGACAUGCAUGACAAAAAUUUGUCAGGUCAGAUGAAGGCAGAGAGAGACGCAUUGGCCCUCAGCAAAAGUCCCUUUGUCGUACACCUCUUCUACUGUCUCCAAACAGCAACAAAAGUGUAUUUGGUGAUGGAAUACCUAAUUGGAGGAGACGUGAAAUCCCUUCUUCACACCUACGGGUAUUUUGAUGAGGACAUGUCAGUGAAAUACAUUUCAGAGGUGGCACGUGCUUUAGACUACCUCCAUCGCCAUGGAAUCAUUCACAGGGACCUGAAGCCGGAUAAUAUGCUUGUGUCUAAUGAAGGUCACAUCAAGCUUACAGACUUUGGCCUCUCCAAAGUCAAGCUUGACAGAGAAUUGAGUCUUGCCGAUAUCUUGACAACGCCAUCGUUGGCAAAGCCCAAACAGGAUUAUUUCCGCACCCCUGGUCAAGUCCUGUCUUUGAUCAGCUCUCUUGGACUUAACACAGCAGCAGUGGAGAGCAAGCGUCGCAGCAGCGCCUCGGCUGUGUUCAGCCCCGUGUCAUGUAGGAAAAUUGAUCAGCGGAAAAACUCGCUCUGUUCACCCUUGAGGAGACAGAAGGAAUAUCUGCGUUCCCCUGUCUUGCAUAGCCAGACUUUGGGACCCGACAGCUUUGUGUUCAGCCCAAAUGCGUUGACCAAGAGCCUGACUCCCAGGCUGCUUAAGUCCAGAAGGAGGUUUGACACAAUGAGCGCAGGCAGCAGCCAAUCAUGCCUCUUCCCCUCCACCACGGACUCCGAGGGAGGUGUCAGCCCACUAUGGGAGGUAGAGCAGAAGGAGAGGGAGAACUUCCUGCACCUAUAUGGUAGGAAUACCAGUGGACCAACAAAAGGAAAGUCGACCAUCGAUAUGCGAAGGCAGCGUCGGGAUUCUGCUCUGGCGUCGUUAGACAACUUAGACCUACGUGGACAGCACCACCGAGAACCCAGACCUGGUGAACUGUCCAGGAAGGCCAAAGAGGAACCUCUUGCUUGGAAGAGGCUUCAGCUUAACGAGGUAGAGCAGUCUACCCCACCCCAGAAGCCUGAUCUCUCUCAACCAAUCAGAGGCUAUGUUUCUGGAGUUGAAGGUCACUGUGCCACCGAAGGUAAACCAAAGGAAGGCCAUGUUGUGGAAACCUCAGCAGGAAAGAGAGUGUUUGACGAGGUGGAGAGAAGUUCUGAACAGUUGGAAUCCAUUUCCAAGAAGAGCGACUCAGCGUACCAGAGGUGUUAUGGCGUCCCAGAUAUUGCUUUGAAGAGUCGCACUGGUCUGACAGGGGUGUUUGCAAAUGUUCAUUUGGAGGUGUUUGGAUCUGAGGGUCAAGAGACUUCUGAAGGCCAGGCCCCUAAACUUUCCAGUCCCAUCGCUUUGGCUAAAAAGCUCCUGUGUGAGUUGGACGGACCAGCAGAGGGGGUCUUCAUCGAAGGCACGUCAUUUGGUGAAGACCACAAGCUGAGCAGGAGCCUGUGCGCAAACUCUAAGGGGUCGGCUCAUGAAAUGUCCAUCGACAACAGCCCAACCCCAAAGAGGUCGGCUCAAAGUGCCAAAGAGGGGCAUUGGGCAUUGUUCGAGCUAGACGGUAGACCAUAUGACCCAGCAAUAUCACCCAGUACCCCACUCCUUCCUCAGCCACCCAUCUUCGCUAGUACAGGAACAGCAAAGCCGGGCAACGGGUUCACCCUGAGAGGAGGCGAAUCCAAACGCUCCUUCCUCGACCCAGUCCCUGAGCUGGACCCCAGGGUGGCCAUGUCACCCUUGUUCCUCAAGCCCAGGAACGCGGUGGCCUUCCGGAGCUACUGCAGCUCCAUCAACCGCUCCAACAUGUCGGGGAGCUCACGCCUCAGCCUGGAUAUGGCCACCUCAACCUCCUACCACAGUAUGCCCUCUGCUGUCACACCGGUCCAGAACAGACCCAGCUCCAACAACUCCCUCGAUCAGACCCCACAGUCGUCGACCACCUCCCACACUCCGUUCAGGACCCCUAAGAGUGUCCGACGUGGUCCUGUACCCGUGGAGGGAGUACCGAUUUUAGGCACCCCAGAUUACCUUGCCCCAGAGCUGCUAUUGGGGAAACCACAUGACUGCAUGGUGGACUGGUGGGCGCUGGGUGUGUGUCUGUUUGAGUUCCUUACUGGCGUGCCACCCUUCAACGAUGAAACCCCUCAGCUUGUCUUCCAGAAUAUUCUCAACAGAGAUAUUCCAUGGCCCGAUGGUGAGGAGGAGCUAUCCCACAAUUCCCGUAAUGCCAUAGAGAUUUUACUCACCGUGGACAUGAACAAACGGGCUGGUUUCAAAGAACUUCGAAGCCACACUCUGUUUGCGGGUUUGGACUGGGAUAACCUUCAGAACCAGACCAUGCCCUUCAUCCCUCAGCCAGAGGACGAAACUGACACAUCCUACUUUGAUGCAAGAAACACUGUGCAGCACCUCUUGAUGUCUGGCUUCAGUCUGUAGGUUUGUUCUCCGGGGUUGGGGUCCAUUUAGGAAGUACACUGAAAUUCCAAUUCUCUUCAAAUGAAUAUUAUAUAUAUAUAUAAAGUUUAUUUUAUUUUUUUAAUAUUUGUACUUUCUGUCUUUUCAUCCAAGUAGCACCAUGUUUCACUGCUCUUCCAUGCUCUACUAUGAUGGACUUCUUUUUAAAAUUUUAUUUUACUUUUAUUCAACUCUGGCAAGUCAGUUAAGAACAAAUUCUAAUUUUUUAAUGACAGCCUACCGGGGAACAGUGGGUUAAACUGCCUUGUUCAGGGGCAGAAUGACAGAUUUUUACCUUGUUGUGGAUUUGAUCUGGCAACCUUUCGGUUACUAGUCCAAUGCUCUAACCACUAGGCUACCUGCCACCUCUACACUCUAACCACUAGGCUACCUGCCACCUCUACACUCUAACCACUAGGCUACCUGCCACCUCUACACUCUAACCACUAGGCUACCUGCCGGCCCCUUCUUCAUGCAGCAGGUUAUAUACACUACAUCUGUAUGCGUACAAAAUGUGUAGAUUUCUUCUUUAUCACUUUUUUAAAAUUGUAUUUAUUUUACAUGUUAUAAAUACAAAUAAAACAGUUGUGUGAUGAA
This is a messenger RNA of Oncorhynchus masou masou (cherry salmon), 3443 nucleotides long. RefSeq names its product serine/threonine-protein kinase greatwall-like. Gene Ontology annotation, molecular function: protein serine/threonine kinase activity; ATP binding. Gene Ontology annotation, biological process: intracellular signal transduction; peptidyl-serine phosphorylation. NCBI's taxonomy places the organism in Eukaryota, Metazoa, Chordata, Actinopteri, Salmoniformes, Salmonidae. The record is from RefSeq and is a predicted model, not a curated record. Bases 168 to 2828 code for a protein of 886 amino acids. The transcript has 12 exons.